Anopheles marshallii is the source of this 3036-nucleotide messenger RNA. RefSeq names its product protein lines (gene lin). The transcript has a single exon. The coding region runs from base 1 to 3036 and encodes 1011 amino acids. Lineage: Eukaryota; Metazoa; Arthropoda; Insecta; Diptera; Culicidae. The record is from RefSeq and is a predicted model, not a curated record.
AUGGUGCUACAGAACGAAAGUAAAUCGGUAAAGGGUCUGGUACCCGGGCACGACAGUGGUAAUGGUGACAGUAUUGAUACUGACAGCACUAUGGACAGCAACCUAAAUGGCCCCUCUGACACGGGCCACCAUUCAUCAUCCGGUUCGAAUUCAUCGACGGGUGGCGGGAGUGCUGGUGGAGGUACAGGAGCAGGCAUCGGAAGUAUAGCCACAUCGAAUGGUGGCACAGUAGAACGAAUGUCACAUGAGCAACCGGUGAUCAAGCGGCAGCGGAUAGAGCACGAUCGUGGCCGCAGUACAGAUGGGGGAGCAGGAGGCAUCGUAAGCGCGGGAGCAGUUAACACUCUUCAACAUGGUCAAAGUAGCUUGGGGAAUAGUCCCGAAACGAGAGCUAAUGGAAUGCCGACGACCAGUACAACACCAGCGAGUUCCAGCGGAAAUUCUUCCAACGCAUCGUCGGCCUGCUCAUCCUCUACGUCGCUUUCAUCCUCGCCUUCCUGCUCCUCGACGAAGUUAGUUCCGUCCUCGUUGGACCAUUCGUCCGACGAUGAACAACAGCAGCAUUCCGCAAAGCUGGUAGCACACGCAGAACAAUCCACGGAAGAUUAUCAUGCCGUAUUUCAGGAAGCGAUCGGUCGGCAAUGCUUAUGUACGAUCGAUUCCAGCGUACUCCUUCUGUCGUUUAAAGCGCAUCGCAUCUACACGCACACGGUGGUACAAUCGGAUGGCAUUGGGGACACUGCCCCACCACUGUCCGAAUGGCCGUUCGAGCAUUUGCUAAAGUUCUUGUCGAAUGUACAGCUGCUGUUCGAUACGUACUUGAAGCAGAACAUCAAGGGCAACAUCUGCGCGGGCGUGAUGGAACUCUGUAACUAUCUCAUUCGCAGUGAUGAUCAUCCGCACCUGCAGCAUCCGCAUCUGCGAAUGUACCGGGUCAACAGUCCCACGUUUGCCGGGUUCCCAGCGUUAGACAUCGACGAGCUGAUCGGGUUGUGCAGCUGCAACAAUAAGUACGUCAGUUACUUGGCGGGUCGUAUAUUAUCCUCGUUUCUGAUCAUCGUCAAGGACGACCCGGAUGAUGACCGAUGGUUGGAGAAGAUUGUGGCGAAUCUGUUCGACUUUGGACAUCUGGAUCUGCAUGCGGUGCGAAAGAUUAACGCGAGCCUCGAAGUGAUCAAGCGAAUUGUCGAGUGGAAGGACGAAACGGAACAUCCGCUAGAGGAGGAAGCGGCAGGUGGUGCUGCUGUUGGUGCUGGUGGAGGAGGCCCGGGUGAAUGGCAUUCCCCGGGAGGGGGAUCGAGUUCGGCUACCGGUGGAGGUGCAGUUGGCGGAGCACCAUCGCUUGCGGAUAAUUACUUCGCAACGCAUUACGCAUCCCACCAGUACGCGAACGAUGAGGGUGCGUCGAGAAACAUUUUUCACUCAGCGGGUGGAAUGUCAGACGAAUCGUCCGCUACCGCAUCAUCAUCGACAUCCGGCACGGCGUUAUCCUCGGCGACCAAAGCAUCGGAACCACCGGCGGCAUCUAGUCACGGUACGAUCAGUACUACCCACCAACUGCUAUCGGGAGGCGAAGGUUCGGGACCUUGUCGGUACAUCACACUGACCGAUUCGGAAAGCUUCGACACGACACGCAUCAAGUUCGAAACGAUCAACAUCCUCGGCGGCAAAUGGUCCGCGCUGGUCAAACACAUCAGUUCGCUAAUACGAGCGCAAGCGAACAGCUCGAACCCGGCGGUGAUGGUUGCGACCGAAACCUGCAUCCUAACGUUUCUGAGGCUGUGGGAAAGUAUUAUCAGCGUGAAGGCGAACCUUUCGGUGGUGGAGACGCAACCAUUCCACUCCCAGCUGGAUAGCUUCCAGUUGCUGCUGCUCGUCACGAAGAAUGCCGUCAUCUAUCGGCAAAUGUUAACACUGUUCAAUGAGGCACUUUGUUACGGCAGCACACUGGCACUGCAGGACCUUAUCCCGGAGGAAGUUGGCAGCUUGGCACACAACAUCGUACGGUCGGUAAAGGACUACCGGAUACUGGACAAGAUGCCCAAGUCAUCGUACAGUAACCAUCUCGGAUUCCUUGGAUAUCAGGGUGAAAUAGUGCGCUACCAGAACAGGCGACUAGCACGAUUGCAUGAGUCGGUGAGUGGUGUUGGGAGUGCGUCACACCAACAACCCCCGGUGGUAGCUAGUCCCGAAACGUGUUACGAUCGCACAUUGCUGCAGAAGAUGGCGCUGCUGGUGUUGAAAGCGGUCGCAGUCAUUGUGAAGGAGAUCCGGUGUGAUUCCAGUGAUUCGAGCGUAGAUAGCAGUGACUUCGAUAUGCAGGAGAUACAGAUGAUCGAGCGCAGCAUCCGGGACGUGGUGAAGAAGCUGGAAACGUUUCUGAAGGCACAGCUGGAGUUUCAUCCCGAGAGCCACUUCAGCAAGGUGCUGAUACACCUGUUCGACGAUCAGGACGACUAUCUGGUGGAGGCGAUGGUGUGCACGCUGGACGUGACAUCGGGCAUCUCCUUCCGGAACAAUGCGUUCCCGGAGCUGAUCGCGAUGCUCAACCCAGUGUACACGUUUAUCGAGUUCUCCAACCUAGGACCAAACAUUACGCACCUGUUUCUCGAUCUGCUGAUCAGCCCGGAAACGUGCUUUCUGCUGUUUUUGCUCCGCUUUCUGAAGUACAUCCGGCAGAACUGGGCAAUGUUUACGCAGAGCUGCUACAACUACUACCGCCACAAUAGCUACAGCAAUGCGGCAACGUUGCUGCAGCACCGGUUACGGGCGGCUACCGGCAGCAAUGCGGGGCUAGUGCCGGGAGGGAGCGUUGGGAGCGGUUCGAGUCAUGGAGGGGAUCAUUCUAACGCUGCUGCUGCUGCUGGUGGCACCAACGCAAAUGUUAUACUGGACAGUGUGAUGACCGUGUUGAUUAGCUUGCGGUUGCAGAUCAGCCGGCUCGUUGCCGAUACACUGUUUCCCUACAACAUCACACCGAUUUUGAGAUUAAUCGAAAACUGCGAAAGUCUUUACGAGGGCAAUGAGUUGAGUUGA